Molecule: messenger RNA, 2461 nt
Organism: Humulus lupulus (European hop)
Lineage: Eukaryota; Viridiplantae; Streptophyta; Magnoliopsida; Rosales; Cannabaceae
Product: ras-related protein RABA5a
Exons: 5
Coding region: 1493-2170 (225 amino acids)
Cellular component (GO): endosome
Molecular function (GO): GTPase activity; GTP binding
Source: RefSeq, a predicted model, not a curated record
AACAUUGCUAAUUAUUUUAUUUUCCAAUAGAAAUGUAGAAACUUCAGUUUAUGUUAUUUUUUAUUUUUUUUCUUUCAAAGAAAUGGAAGAAGGGAAAUUCUGCAGCUGUAAGUGUAUUUUGGGGUUAAGAAACUAAAGGGAUGUUCUUACUUCUUAAAAUGGUUUUUCAUGUGUAAAAGUGGGAGUGUAAAACAACUAGACAUUCGGAUGACUUUGGGAGAGUGCUGGUUGAAACUCUUGAAUCUUGGUGUUUAUUAGUAUUACAUGGAACGAGAAGUUUCAUUGCCUUUGCUUUUAUCCGGGAUUCUAAGGAGAAUCUCAUUUGAGUAACCAGAACAUAAGCUAGUUUACUUCGUAUUAAAUAGAAUCUAUUCUCUUCAUGGUUUUGUAGCUUAAUAUAAUGGUUUACAGGGUUAUACUUUCUGACUCUGCUUUUUGAAGAUUUAAAUUCAUUAAUGGAAUUUUACAAUAUGAAGUAGACAUAUGAAAAUCACUAGCGAUUGAGGUAUAGUAUGAAUAUGUUUGGAAAUUGGUUUCUAGUGCUUAAACCGUAUGUUAUAAUGCUAUUAUUACUUCUUACAGUAGAAGGACUUUUCUUUUUGUGAGGAGGAAUAGGUUGGGGUUGCUGGAGAUGUUGAAAGUAACCUCUGCUACUUCAUUAUACUUAUCUUGCCGCUGCUAUGAAAUCAUUCAUGUAGGACCUCAAUUAUUGAAAGUCUAUUGAGAACAUUUCAAUAAUAGAAUAAUGGAAGAAAUUGACACAUCAACCUACAUCUUAACUUAUUAUCUCAACAUAUUAGAAUAAGCUGAAUUUGAGGCUUAAAAUGAAUUUUUGUCAAACCUUCAUCAAAUCAAAAUUUUAAAGAAGCUUUAAGAAGGGGAUCACUCAAUUUUUAUAACUUAAGAAUGUAGAUUUCCAAGCAUCAUAUUUGAAUACGUGAAUAUCAUGUUAUGGGUUUGAUAGUUUUUCAAUGAAGCAAGAAGCUUCUGAUUUGAUGGAUUGACCGUCGAAGCAUUAAGCUGGAGGGGGGGUCUGGAGUAGGAACUAGAAAGAGGCCAAAGUUCAAGUCAAACAAAGGAUUGAGGGAUCUUAGACCUGUAUCACUUUUAUGGAGGGCAAGAUUGGAAUUUAACUAAAGAGAAAGCGAUCAGAUAGACUAAAAUCUGUGCAGGAAUCUGAAAGUGGAGCCAGAGAAUUCCCCUUUUCUUUUCUUUUAUAAUUUUGCUCUGUACUCUUUAUUUGCCUAAUUUUUUUUUAGCUGCGUUCAAGUAAUUACUGAAUGGCAGCUUAUGUUUCUUUAUAUACCUGCCUUGGCAUCCAAGUUUCUUGAGUCAGCUGUUUUCUUCUUGCAUGAGUGAUUCCCUGUCCUCAUCUUGAACAUGGUAAAGUUUGAUGUCUCGUAGGUUAAAUAUUAGUCCUGAAAGACCCAAACUACAGAUGGCCACUCUUUAUUAGUAAGUUUCUAUAGAGUGAAGGCUGUGAAGGCUGACAAUGGCUUUUUAUUCUGAGGAGGAAAAAACUGAGGAUUAUCUUUUCAAGAUUGUUCUAAUUGGUGACUCAGCUGUUGGAAAAUCAAAUUUGCUUGCAAGAUUUGCUAGGGAUGAAUUCUACCCAAAUUCAAAGUCAACUAUAGGAGUAGAGUUCCAAACACAGAAGAUUGACAUCAAUGGAAAGGAAAUUAAAGCACAGAUAUGGGAUACAGCUGGUCAAGAGCGGUUCAGGGCUGUUACAUCUGCAUAUUAUAGAGGUGCGGUUGGAGCUCUUGUGGUGUAUGAUAUAAGUAGACGCCAAACAUUUGAUAGCAUUGGAAGAUGGCUCAAUGAACUUCAUACUCACUCCGACAUGAAUGUAGUCACAAUACUUGUUGGUAACAAAUCCGAUCUAAAAGAUGCUAGGGAGGUAUCCACUGCUGAAGGCAAAGCCUUGGCUGAAGCACAGGGUUUGUUUUUCAUAGAAACAUCAGCUCUCGAUUCAUCUAAUGUUGUUGCUGCCUUUCAGAUAGUUGUGAAAGAGAUCUACCACAUAUUAAGCCGAAAAGUUAUGAUUUCUCAAGAGCUCAAGAAACAAGAUCCUAUAUGGGUAGGAAAUGGAAAAACUGUGGUUUUACAGGGAGAAGGGAAUCAAGAAACAGGUCCAGAACUUAAAAAGGGUUGGUGCUGCUCUUCUUAAAGCUAUACACCUUGGAAUGUUGUGAACAAUCUUUUGCUGUUUCUAACUAGUCUCUUUCCACUAUAGCUAUUCCACUUUUCUUCUUCUCCAUGGGACCAGAUUUCUUGGAGUUCAUCGAAAUGUUAAUUCAAAUUUAAUUCAUUCUCACCUUUUUUUUAGAUCCCUUUUUCCUGUGGGUGAUUGAUGCUUGUAGAAGAGAAUUUAAAGUAGAAAAUGUAAAUGAUGUGAAGGGGGCAUUGAGAAGGCUAUGUUAUACAAUACAGCGUUCAAAAUUGAGUUUUUUUUUGCUUA